AUGUCACUUGUUGGGCUCAAAAACGCCGUGGUCUCCGCCACGAGAAGAGACAGCAAGGACUCGUCCGAGAUCGACCACUUGCUCCAGCAAAACGCCACUUAUGGGUCGGACGACCGCGGCGCCGACAUCGCCCGCGAAGAGGCGAUCCUCGCCGCCAAACAGAACCUGGACGACGACGACGACCAAGACAACGGGUUUUUCAGCCACUUUGACCCCCGGGUGAUGUCGGACAUCAUCAUCGGGCUUUCCGACGGGUUGACGGUGCCGUUUGCCCUCACCGCCGGGCUUUCAUCUUUGGGCGAUACGAAACUUGUCAUCACCGGUGGUCUCGCCGAGUUGGUUUCAGGCGCCAUCCUGAUGGGGUUGGGGGGUUUCUUGGCCGCGCGCUCAGAACUGGAGUACUACCACGCCCUGGUGAAAAAGGAGAAGAUGGAGUUCUUCAAGAAACCAGAAUUGGUCAACCAGGAGGCCGCCGAGAUCAUGCUUGACUUGGGGGCGCUGGACGAGACGGUGCUGCUGUUUUUGAAGGAUUUGGACCAGCAACCAAAGAACUUGAUUGAUUUCGUGAUUCGCUUUGGUAAAGGGUUAGAAGAACCCGCCGAUGGCCGUCAGUUUACGUCGGCGUUAACUAUUGGGCUCGCCUACUUUUUAGGUGGGUUUGUGCCCUUGGUCCCUUACUUCUUCUGUCAUCAUGUUGGCACAGGGCUCAUGGUAUCAGUGAUCGUCAUGUUAAUCACAUUAUUCAUUUUCGGGUACGUGAAGACAGUAGUGUCUUUAGGUCCCGACUGCGGCUCCUGGAAACGAGUGCUGGAAGGGUUACAGAUGGUGGCCAUCGGCUCGGUAGCCGCGGGCAGUGCCUGGACGUUGGUGUACCUCAUCGACAAGUAA
This is a messenger RNA of Diutina rugosa, 888 nucleotides long. It is a transcript of the gene CCC1, whose product is annotated as Ccc1p. Gene Ontology annotation, cellular component: fungal-type vacuole membrane. Lineage: Eukaryota; Fungi; Ascomycota; Pichiomycetes; Serinales; Debaryomycetaceae. The record is from RefSeq and is a predicted model, not a curated record. Gene Ontology annotation, biological process: intracellular manganese ion homeostasis. The coding region runs from base 1 to 888 and encodes 295 amino acids. Gene Ontology annotation, molecular function: manganese ion transmembrane transporter activity; iron ion transmembrane transporter activity. The transcript has a single exon.